AUGCCCGAAAAAGUGAACGAAAUUAGUGCGGAAACGUGGCGCGAAUGGAUUCGGGACGCGAUUUGUACGGUGCUGAAACAGAAGCAGGUAGCAACGUUCGGCCGUAUCUGUGGUGCGCUACGAAAACGUCACACAGUUCACCAGGAAACGAUUGCCGGCUGGCUGCAGGACGCAGUGGACUGUGGUUUGAUCCGGACAAUAGAGCGACCCAAUGACACGAUCUAUCGCGUGGUGAAACGGUCCGAUGGGCAGACUGCCGAAACGCAGAGCAGCGCACGCAACGCGUACCCGGCGCCGAACGUACUUUGUAUCGAAUGUUUGAAGCCCAACCUGAAAGUCCCAAAUGGACAGAAGCCGGAACCGAUGAGUUCGUGCGUACGCUGUGGGAUAUCGCUGCACGAUAGCUGUGUGAACAAAGUGAACGGUUACGACACGGUUGCCGUUGCACUGUCCCAGCUAGUGUCCUGCGGAAACCGGUGGUUCUGUGAGGAAUGCAAACCGUGCGAUGGAUGCAACGUCGCGAACGAGAGUCUCAGCGCUGUGCAGCGGUGCGUCGUGGAGUGUGCUGCCAGCUGCGAGCGUCGAUUUCACUUUCAAUGCAUGAACCCACCGGUGGUACAGUCGGCUGACCGGAAGGUACGGGAGAGCUGGCGCUGUGGCCACUGUAUCCAGUACGAGCGGGUCAGCGAAUCGGCGGAAAGCAUCAAACGGACAGCCAACUUCGGGCCGGACUCGCGGAAAGCUCGCUUCCACCGUGCCCAACCCACCGAAGCCGACCUGAUCGAUGGACGUGUCGAGGCGAUGCGGCUUAAACUGGGCAACCGUGUGACGGACGACGAUCUGGACGUGUUUCGCGAUGUGCUGCGGAUGCGCUGUGAGCUGGAGCAGGAAAAUCUGGACCGCACACCGGAAGCCGUACGGUUGGGCCGGCACGAAAUCGUAACCUGGUACUCGAGCCCAUUCCCGCAGGAGUACGCCAAGCUGAAGGUGCUGUACAUGUGCGAGUUUUGUUUGAAGUACAUGAAAACGAACGACGAGCUUGGCCGGCAUCAGAGCAAGUGCGCGCUGCGCCAUCCACCGGGCUGGGAGAUCUACCGGGACGGUGAUGUUUCCGUGUUCGAAGUGGACGGUAACGAUCAGAAGCUGUACUGUCAAAGUUUGUGUCUGUUGGCGAAGCUGUUCCUGGAUCACAAGACGCUGUACUUCGAUGUGGAACCGUUCCUGUUCUACAUUCUCACCAAGCGCGAUCACCUCGGACAUCAUUUGGUGGGUUAUUUUUCGAAGGAAAAACACAAUCAACUGAGCUACAAUGUGUCCUGCAUACUGACGAUGCCUCAGUACCAGCGGCAGGGCUACGGGCGGUUUCUGAUCGAUUUUAGCUACAUGUUGAGUCGGGUCGAACGGAAGCCCGGUACACCGGAACGGCCACUGUCCGAUUUGGGCCGGCUAUCGUACCAGCAGUACUGGUGUUCGGUGCUGCUAUCGUACUUUUACGUGAACCGGGAGGAAACGCUAACGUUGGAAAGGGUGUCGCGUGAUACGGGCAUGAUCGUUGGUGAUAUUGUGACAGCAUUGCGGAAGCUAGGUUUUAUAAGGUUCAGCGUUGAACGGACCGGUUGUAUACGUGCCAAUCGUCCGUUUAUCUGCGUCGAUUGGCGUCGUGUUGAGCAGCAUCAUCAACGUACGGCAGUGAGGGGUGGGAAAAGGAUUGAAGUGCGUGAGAUGUGUCUCCAGUGGAUACCGAACAUGCGGUUAAGUGUUGUGAUGAAGCAGCAUAUGCAGGCACUGUGCAAAGCAGCAAAUAAAGACAAUUCUCCGGUGUCUUGUGUGUCAGCAGAGAGCGAAACGAGCGUAAUACGUAAUGGCAACAAACCCAGUCAGAACUCACCUUCCCCCGAACAAACGGUAACGAUUACAAGCACCGGCAGGACACGGUUCCGAUCGCGAAAGUACAGCGACACGAUGUUCGAUCUAUCGCUAUCGCUUACCACCGGAACUCCCAAAGUGCACCGAACGUUAAAGCAACCACCGAACACGGUUCCCGUCGUGAAGUACAGCAACUUGUUGAAGAGUUCAUCUGCCGCCGGCCUUAAAUUACCGUUCAUUGUAUUGGUUCCUUUGAAGAUGGAAGACGCCCUGGUGCGAUCAACCGUGGCCCGCAGCGCACCGAGCCCAUUGUUCGAUGGGGAAGAAAUUUCCCUGGACAGUGUGGAAGCGUUCAUGGGUACGCCCAAAAGUGAGCUACAAAAAUCAUCGCCCGAAAAGCACCCGGUCGCCGGAGCUGGUUUUACACCGAUCGCACCCUUUCGCCAUCGACAGGAUGAUGAGGGUCAAACGAGGAGCCCGGUAAGAGCGAGUGCGGAAACUUACGGUCGAUUUUGUACUCCGAAAACAACCCGCGGGCGUCAUGUGGUCGGCAGCUUGCCGAACUGUCGCAAACGAAUCAUCGACCUUGAGCUGCUGGCCGAGGACGAAACGCACGCCAAGCGGAUGCGGUUGGACGACUCGUCAGGAAUAUACGGGCCAGAUGAGCAGCUGGGCCUGCGGGAAAGUACGCAGCAAAACAUACCCGUCCAGCUGGUAGGUGGCGGCCACGGGAAACUGUUCGAGUUCACCCGGUCUACGACGACGGGUAAAGCUGCAAGAGCAAGUCUGGAUGGGUGGGUCGGUGUAAAGCCGGCCAAAGUGCUAGCAUUAGUAGGUAGAUCAUUACCCAGAACGAUUUAG
Anopheles stephensi (Asian malaria mosquito) is the source of this 2727-nucleotide messenger RNA. RefSeq names its product histone acetyltransferase KAT6B-like. The record is from RefSeq and is a predicted model, not a curated record. The coding region runs from base 1 to 2727 and encodes 908 amino acids. Lineage: Eukaryota; Metazoa; Arthropoda; Insecta; Diptera; Culicidae. Gene Ontology annotation, biological process: regulation of DNA-templated transcription. Gene Ontology annotation, molecular function: histone acetyltransferase activity. Gene Ontology annotation, cellular component: MOZ/MORF histone acetyltransferase complex. The transcript has a single exon.